GGAGCAUGGACCGGCACACCCUGCAAGCCGUCUUGGAGGAUCAGGAGAGACACCGUGACGGUGUAGAGCGGCGUCGGGAAGAACGGGAUGCUCAGAGGGAUGCUGAGCGUUCAGCCCAUCUGACCGCGAUGACUGACAAGAUGGCGGCCAUGUGUCUGGCCAUUCAGAACCUGGUAGUGGCCCAGGCCCAGGCCCAAGCCCAGGUCCCGGCCGCAGCAGCUGGACCAGCGCAGCCGACGCCCAAAAUCCGGCUGCAAAAGAUGACCUCAGAAGAUGACCCGGAGGCCUUCCUGACCACGUUUGAGCGGGUGGCUACAGUGUCAGGGUGGCCAGCCAGAUGUUGGGCGGCACAACUCGCCCCCUGUCUGACUGGUGAGGCGCAGGCAGCAUACCGGGCCCUGAGCAAUGUGGCAGCGGAGGAUUAUCCCCAGGUGAAGGCAGCUAUCCUCCAACGCCUCAAUAUCACUCCGGAAACGCAUUGCCGGCGUUUCCGGACCUACAAGCGUCCAGAGGGAACCCGGCCCCGCAUUGCGGCCCAGCAACUCUGGGACCAUCUGACCCGCUGGCUGCGUCCCACUGAACGGACCACCCAACAAAUCAUGGAGUCUGUGGGGGUCGACCAGUUCCUGGAGGUGUUGGAACCGGAGACUCGAGCCUGGGUCGCUCGCCACAGUCCCGAGACGAUGGACAAGGCCGUCGAACUGGCGGAGGCUUUCGAGGAUUCACUGCUUCGGGUGGACCCCAGUCCAGCCCCAGCAGUCCCAGUGAAGCAUCGCCCUUUACCAGCGCACCCAAGGACUGCAGCGAGGCCUUCAGUUUUCCCCGUCCCUUUGAGCGCCUCGACUCCAAAGUGGAGACCGAGGUUAGCUCCCAGCUGGGCCAGAGAGAAUCCCUGGACCCCCCCCCCCAGUGGUGGACCAAGGGACAAGCAGCCGUCUCCCACAGCGUUGCCUUCCCCUACCUGCUUCCGGUGCCAUGAGGUGGGACACAUCGCGAGAUUCUGUCCUGCCGCAAUGGAGUGUGACGUGGCCUUGCGAUGUCCGGACGCAGAGGGUGAAGCUUGAAACUUAAGGGACUUUGGUGGAUUGCCGCAGUGGAAGAAACCCAGGACAAGCCAGUAAUCCGUGGAAGGGGGCCAGGAGGCGGUGAGAGGAAACCCACUGCAGGAGCACAGAGAAACCCAGUGCUUCCUUUAUUGUUGUGUGUAACGGGACGUUUUUGUUUAUUCUUUUUAUUUGAAACCUGAGUUUACCAUCGCUGGUAUUCCAGGUGGUUUUCUUGUUUAUUUUCUGGAAUACUGGACUGUUCUAUUUUUGUUUGUUAAAAUAAAAUCCUGCCUGUACCAUUGAUGGUACAGGGCUCCAAGGACUAAACGACA
Acipenser ruthenus (sterlet) is the source of this 1378-nucleotide messenger RNA. Its product is annotated as zinc finger protein 444-like. Gene Ontology annotation, molecular function: nucleic acid binding; zinc ion binding. The record is from RefSeq and is a predicted model, not a curated record. Bases 6 to 1064 code for a protein of 352 amino acids. Lineage: Eukaryota; Metazoa; Chordata; Actinopteri; Acipenseriformes; Acipenseridae. The transcript is spliced from 2 exons.